UAAUUGCCGCUUGAAAAAAAACACUAAUAAAUAAACAUAAAAUAAUGCCUGAACAAGUUGAAUCGACUUCAAAACUGAAUGUAAGCAGUGAGAUUAAGUCUCCAUCUUAUGAUUUAACCAAGUUCCGUCUCAAACGCAUACUCAACAACAAUAGUAAAUGCAAGAGUAUAACAUUACUCGGCACUUUCCCGGAUUUAUCGGAAACUGACGCCGCUAUUGUUGUUUUCGAGAAAAAUGCCUAUCGGGAGAGCGACGUGGCAACUGGAGUGUCGGCUAAUAAAGAGUCGGAGUCGGAGUCUAAGCCGAGUUACUUUAGCACUGACCUACAAGUUCGAACCGAUUUUAUAAACAAUAUAUACGCGAGUUUUCAGUGUGUGCCCACCCAACAGCUGUGUGCCGUGAAGGGCACAGUGAUUUAUCCGGCCACCGACAAACACAUUGAGAAAUAUUCUAUAUGCCAGAAGUACAUAAUAAAUGAAACGACAGAUCUCUAUAAAUCCGUCACGCUGCCUUAUAUUAGCUCAAGCCAAUUCUCGCUCGACUGGGUGUACAAUAUACUUGAGCAUAAGCAGGAAACAGAACGAAUUGUUUUCGAAGAUACACAUCCUGAAAAUGGCUUUAUACUACUCCCGGAUCUCAAGUGGGACGGACGCAACGUGGAUAACCUUUAUUUGCUGGGUAUAGUGCGCAAGCGGGAUAUUAAAUCAUUGCGUGAUCUCAAUGCGAGCCACUUGCCGUUGCUUCGAAAUUUGCGGCAGUCCGCCAAGCAGGCUAUACAUCAGCGCUACGGCUUAAAUCCCACCCAGCUGCGCAUGUACUUUCAUUAUCAGCCGUCGUUCUAUCAUCUGCAUGUACACAUUAAUCCGAUCAGAAAUGAUGCGCCUGGCAUUUGGUGCGAAAAAUCGCAUAUGCUCGACACGGUCAUUAACAAUUUGGAGCUAGUGCCGGAUUACUAUCAGCGCGCCAGUCUGCCAUUUGUUUUAUAUGAGGGCAACAAGUUGUUGGAUUUAUACGACGAACAGUUGGAGGUACGGACAAUAUCAACUCAGCCGGCAAACGAAGCAGACGAUGUUGGACCAGAGGAAGCACCCGAGGCAUUCACCGACGAGGAACCUGAAGAGGCGCGUCAGUGCAAGCGCAUUAAGCUAAGCACCCCAGAGAAGGAUUCCAAUGAAGCCGAGCUUGUUGCAACGCCGUGUGCUUAAGUAUGGCACCAAGUUUGAUCUAUAUUAUCAAUGUGAUUUGAUAUAAUAGCCAGAAUAAAAGUGGAAAUGCAUUAAA
Messenger RNA from Drosophila novamexicana, 1281 nucleotides. It is a transcript of the gene Dcps, whose product is annotated as m7GpppX diphosphatase. The coding region runs from base 45 to 1205 and encodes 386 amino acids. The transcript is spliced from 3 exons. Gene Ontology annotation, biological process: deadenylation-dependent decapping of nuclear-transcribed mRNA. The record is from RefSeq and is a predicted model, not a curated record. Gene Ontology annotation, cellular component: P-body; nucleus. Gene Ontology annotation, molecular function: RNA 7-methylguanosine cap binding; hydrolase activity. NCBI's taxonomy places the organism in Eukaryota, Metazoa, Arthropoda, Insecta, Diptera, Drosophilidae.